ACCAACUGGUGCUGGACCCACAGAACAUUUUCAUGGUUAAUGUUCAGAGGGCUGGACUCCUUCUAUUGCUUUAUUAUAGGAGUGAACUACUUAUAUGUUUUUUCUUACAGCUGAACAACUCACAGGGUGAUCUGCUCUUGUCUCAUCUGUUUCAACAUUAAGACUUCAGGUUUUCAAGGAUCGCCAUGGAGAAUCCAUUGGAUAUUGAAUUAACUGAAGAAAUUAAAGAAGCUCUUCAAAACAGUGAUCAAGCCUUAGCUGCUGCAAAGAUCCAGGAGUAUUUAGAGAAGGGGAAAAACAUUCCACUAAAUAUUGCCAUCACAGGAGAGUCUGGCUCUGGUAAAUCCACCUUUGUUAAUGCCUUUAGAGGCAUAGACAACAAGGAUGAGAGAUCUGCUCCUACUGGUUGUGUAGAAACCACCUUAGAGGUUACAGAAUACCCCCAUCCUAACUAUCCUAAUGUUACACUAUGGGAUCUUCCUGGUGUCGGAACCAUGAAGUUUCCAGCUGACGAGUACCUGAAUCAUGUUGGAUUUGAAAAGUUUGACUUCUUCAUCAUUACCUCAGCAAAUCGCUUCACAGAAAAUGAUGUGAAACUCGCUGUGGAGAUUCAGAAGAUGAAAAAGAAGUUCUACUUUGUUCGCUCAAAGAUUGAUGAGAACUUAAGAGCUGCGGAAAGAAGUCAGAGGGAGUUCAAUGAAAAAAAUACUCUGGCACAAAUCAGGGAAAACUGCAUUCAAGGUCUUCAAAAACAAAAUAUCUCGUCCCCACAAGUCUUCCUGAUCUCCAGCUUUGAUCUCCACCUGUAUGAUUUCCAUCUGUUAGAGGAGACCCUGGAGAGAGAACUUCCUGAACACAAGAGGAAAGCUCUGCUGUUUGCCAUGCCCAACAUCAGCCUGGAGAUCAUCAACAAGAAGAAAAUGGCUUUUCAGGACAAAAUAAAACACUGUGCAACUCUAUCUGCAGCUGUUGCCGCUGUACCAGCUCCUGGGCUUUCUGUUGCUGUUGAUGUAGCCUUGCUGGUUGGUGUUGUCACACAAUAUGUGCUUGGGUUUGGUCUUGAUAUCCCGUCACUGCAGAGACUUGCAGAAACCACACAUGUGCCAUUUCAGGAUUUGAUAGAUGUCAUUAUUUCACCAUUGGCUGCAAAAAACAUUCAAAACAUUAAUGUAGACCUUAUCAUGAAGCUGCUUCUUCAAUGUGCAACCACAGCUGGAUUAAUGGUAGCAGAGGAAGGGUCCAGAUUCAUUCCAGUUUUAGGAAUCCCAGCAUCAAUGGGCCUCUCUUUUAUGACAACCUACAAAGGUCUCAACGCUUUCCUUGACAUGCUUGCUGAGGAUGCACAGAGGGUGUUUAAAAGGGCCCUGGGUUUGAACACCUCAGUGUGACUUAAUGGCACAUUUAAAACUGCAACGUACAAAAGAGCAAAAUCACAAUUUUGUAUACCAGCUGCAUAUUUUAGAAAACGUGAUUCAUGCAGCAACAAAUCUAACACUUUUUACUGCUUAACAGCCACUUAAAACAUGUAUUGUCUCUUUAUCCUCACAAUAAAAGCCAUAUUAUGCUAUUUUUAUGUAAAACAGCA
This is a messenger RNA of Larimichthys crocea (large yellow croaker), 1585 nucleotides long. RefSeq names its product interferon-inducible GTPase 5. The transcript is spliced from 3 exons. Gene Ontology annotation, cellular component: membrane. The record is from RefSeq and is a predicted model, not a curated record. Lineage: Eukaryota; Metazoa; Chordata; Actinopteri; Sciaenidae. Gene Ontology annotation, molecular function: GTP binding. Bases 186 to 1388 code for a protein of 400 amino acids.